This is a messenger RNA of Symbiodinium sp. CCMP2456, 2256 nucleotides long. NCBI's taxonomy places the organism in Eukaryota, Dinophyceae, Suessiales, Symbiodiniaceae. The record is from the annotation of a GenBank genome assembly.
AUGAGACCUGGCUCGUGGAAGGGGGUUGGCGUGGAGAACACGGCAGCCAUGCCAUCAUGUGAAUUUUCCUUCUCUGUGCUCAAUACCGGUGCGGGGAUCCACCAAUUUCAUGUCUGCGACCCCUCCAUGAUGGGGAUAGGAAAGGCUCGUUACAGAACGAGGCUUUGUCUCACUCCGAUCAAGAAGGAGCGCCUGGAUCUGCCGUUCCUUUACGCCUUGUUCAGGACCUACUUCGUGCGCCACCGCUGUCACAGCUGUGCCCAGCUCUACGAAGUGCUCCUUCCACUGCUGGAAGCCGACGAGAGCGCGGAUGCAUGGCCAAGCACCCCACAGCGUGCGGGCACCUGCUAUGCGAAGUGCAUCUUCCUGACGCUGCGCGUUCUGCUGGGGCAUUUUGGUCUCGGCAGGGAUGCUCUGAAGAAGUGGAUGCUGAACUUCCGCAUCGGCUACCUGGAGAAGAUGGUUUCGGACUUGCAGCAGUCCUGCCACAAGCUUACCAUCAGCGAUCGGAUCAUUCUGACCGUGGCCUUGAAGCAAGUCGCUCGCCGCUGCGCGCGCGAGGCCUACGCCAUGGUGGCCAGGGGCCGAGUCCACGUGUGCUUGCAGAAGAUCUGGUUGGCGGCGCCGCCCAUGCCCUGGCUUGGCUACUUCACUGCCAAGAUGGAAGCAAAGGAGCCAGCCCUGCAGCUCCCCAAGUCCAGCUCUGGCUCUGGAUUUCAAGGUUUCCAGCUCCUGGUGGCAAGUGCUUUGAUCCCUCCGGAAGUGCGGAACGCCUUUGCCGGGCCUUCUGCUACGAAGUCCACGAACCCGCACGUGGACCUCACGGGCAUCGCGUCGGCGAGUGCCUCCGGCCCAAGUCUCGAUGCCGUGCUCCAGGCGGCCUUGAUGUGCGAUCGGCUGGAGGAGGUCCUUGGUUGCUCUCUCCGCUCGAAGCAGCUGAUUUUGGGCGUCGUGGAGUCCCUGGUCUUCUGGGAGGGGCAGAGCCUCUGGCAGAAGGAUCUCGGCGAGCUGAAGCUUGCACAGGGCCGAGAGGUACUGGCCGCCAUCCAUCGUCUCGGAGCCCACUACUUGGCGGGCGCUCGCUCGGGCUUCUUGGGCCGCUGCGGGAGCUCCACGGGUUUGUUGGUCCUCGCGAGCCUCUUGGAGCUCUUCGAGCGGGUUUUGAUGGCCACCGACACCAAACUGGCGAAGGCUGCGAAGGACUCGGCGCUUUGGACCUUGCGGCCCUGGCAGAAGGAUGGCCACCCGCCAACUUUUGCGGAUCUGACGGCCUGGAUGCCCAUGACCAGCCCUGCCAUGCUGGAGGUUCGGAAUCGGCUUUGCCGGCACCAGAGCGCCGCGGCCAGGUCGGCCGGCCCGGGCGAGAGCUUGCUCCGCAUGGAGGAUCCCUCGGUGAUUUUGUUCGGGCCCCCGGAGCACCAGGGCAGCGAGCUCUCCUCGGCGGAGGCGGUCGGCUGCGGCAAGGCUUUUGGUGAGCUGGUGAGCAAGCUCGUGUCUGCUUUGGGCUUGAAGGGCAUGCCCACACUGCCAGCGGUGGAGCGGCCUUACCAGGACUGGGAGGUCCAAGUGGCCUGGGCCUUCGACCCGAACUUGGAGGCCGCCUGCCCGGAAUGGGCUCAGGCCCGGGACUUGACGAUCUUCUUCCAGAUGCUCUUGUCCAGCGUCCCGGCCCUGUCCCAGUCACUCGAGGGACAGGGCGUCUCACCGGCCGGGGAUGCGGCGCUCUCUGCGAGCAGCGUGGCAGAGUGUGGCUUCAGCCUCAGCCUCUUCAACCCGCCCAGCAAGCUCACGGUGAAGGUGCUCCACAUCUGCACAAUUGCCUCGCGACAUGCCAACUUCCUCUACACGCAGCCAUCCCUGGCCCACCCGAAGGUGCUUUGCCCCUCCCUGCCUUACCUUCGCUUCGGCGGCUCCCUGGAAAACGAGAUCGCUUCAACACCACAUCUCCCGGACUUCGACUUCUCCCUGACGCAAGCACAAGCAGAGACCUUACUGAUGAUCCUGAACUGCCCUGGGCUCCGCAUCCCGAUGCUUCUCCAGUUCGUGGUCCCGAAUCAUGUGGCCCUCCUCCACCACCGGCAGUUUCAGAGGAUCUUCUUCGCCUGCCUCUUCGAGCCCGGGCUUUUUCCCAAGGAGCCUCGGGAAGAGGCAACGGCUCUGCCUCCGAAGGUCCAAAGCCUGCGAGAGGCCAAGGUUCCUUGUUUGGAGCCCAUGGCGGUCGAGUUCGGCUGGCUGAGCACGGAGAUGGCCACUUGA